CGCGCCUCCCGCUCCCUCGGGUCCCAGCAGCACGGGAGCUACCACUCGGCUCCCAACGCAUUGGCGGCUACCCGUGUCUUCCGUGCUCACACUUUCGCUAACAGAGUUCCUCUGCGGGAAUCAGACCGUUCAUUUUUUUACCCAGAGCUCUCCAGCCGCAGAAAUGAGAACCUGUGGGCGGACACCUACGAAGCCUGAGUGGGCGUGGCUUUGGGACCGGAAGAAGCUCCCGUUGCCAAGGGAACGCCGCGCGCCGCGGCGCCUGCUCAGCCACUGAUGCGCGCAUCCAGGGUGAACCCGGCGGUUCUCCCAACUUGUAGAAGGGGCUGUGCUUGGGACAAGGGAACCUUCCUAAGGAGGCAGAGAGAGGAAGGCUGAGGCUCCUGGGAAGAUCCCACCGCGGAAACGGGUACAAGAGUGCGUCCCUUCCUGUCCUUGUCAGCCCCUUGGCCUUUGGAUUGACGUCAAAGAUCAGUUGCUCUUUAAAUAUUUAAGCCACGAUAUGGGGUUGCUGGACAGACUUUCAGGUUUACUUGGCCUGAGGAAGAAGGAGGUUCAUGUUCUGUGCCUGGGGCUGGAUAAUAGUGGGAAAACAACAAUCAUUAACAAGCUGAAACCUUCCAACGCUCAAUCUCAAGAUAUAGUUCCAACCAUAGGAUUUAGCAUAGAGAAAUUCAAAUCCUCCAGUUUGUCUUUUACAGUGUUUGACAUGUCAGGUCAAGGAAGGUACAGGAAUCUCUGGGAACACUAUUAUAAAGAUGGACAAGCCAUUAUUUUUGUCAUUGAUAGUAGUGAUAAGUUAAGAAUGGUUGUGGCCAAAGAAGAGCUUGAUACCCUUCUGAAUCACCCAGAUAUUAAGCACCGUCGAAUUCCAAUCUUGUUCUUUGCAAACAAAAUGGAUCUUAGAGACUCUGUGACUUCUGUGAAAGUGUCUCAGUUGCUGUGUUUAGAGAACAUUAAAGACAAGCCGUGGCAUAUUUGUGCUAGUGAUGCCAUCAAAGGAGAAGGCCUGCAGGAAGGCGUGGACUGGCUCCAAGAAAAAGCAGUACAAUCAGAUCCAAGCUGUGAAGACGUGAAGAGAUAGUCCCUGGAGACCUCAGUGAUUUUCAAUGAAUGGAAUCUGCGUAAGGCAUACUGGAUAAUCUCAAAUUUAUUUUAAAAGAUAUAUGUAACUAAGAAUUUUUUUAACCACAUUUUGCUUGCUUUGGUGGACUCUGGAAGAACGUUUUAAGGACUCUAGGACUUGAGACAUUGUUAAUCUGGCCAUUAACUAUACAAAAUCUAAUAUUUCUUUUUAACUCCUUAGUUACCAACUUCUUGUUAAAGUCUACAUCAUUGUGAUAAGUAGAAUGUAUAAAUACCACUUAUAAGCCAUCUCAAUAUCCUAUCAUGAUUUAUGAUAUAUUUGAUGUAUUUUUAUUUUCAAUUGUUUUCUAAAAGUUUAGUUCAUUGUAUGACUUUGAAGUGCAAAUUGUGUUAGUGAAACACCUUUAAAGAUUUAUAAGGGAUCCCAGGUAAUUAGUAUGUAUGGAAUUUUUAUUGUGUCACUAUCAAUAAAAAAUGAAAUACACCAACUAGAGUGUUCUGUUCAUGCUGAAAAGAAUAAUGUGUUGGUGUGGUAUUUGGUGUUUUAAUUGCCAAAUAUUAUCUGAGGCCAACUAAACUGAAUUCAUUUCCUCGGUGCCUGAUGAAGGGUUCCGUCCUUUCUGCUCAGGCCUUGCCCUGACACCUGCAUGUGUGCGUGUUGUUCACAACUGUGAGGGUCUGGGUGGUGAUCAGGUCAUAAAUGUAAUGCAUCCCUUGCCUUCACGGGAAUCAAUUUAAUGCGGGAGAUCUGAGAACAUUUCAUAUAUGAUUGAUACAUUUUAUUGCAGUAGCUAAAUGACAAUAUUUCAUCUUCAAUUGAUAAAUGUAAAUUUUAAUAAAUUUUUAAUAUUUUUAUAACUG
Molecule: messenger RNA, 1947 nt
Organism: Mus caroli (Ryukyu mouse)
Lineage: Eukaryota; Metazoa; Chordata; Mammalia; Rodentia; Muridae
Source: RefSeq, a predicted model, not a curated record